Messenger RNA from Mesitornis unicolor (brown roatelo), 396 nucleotides. It is a transcript of the gene PNOC, whose product is annotated as prepronociceptin. Gene Ontology annotation, molecular function: opioid receptor binding. The record is from RefSeq and is a predicted model, not a curated record. Gene Ontology annotation, biological process: sensory perception; neuropeptide signaling pathway; chemical synaptic transmission. The annotation marks the transcript as partial. Lineage: Eukaryota; Metazoa; Chordata; Aves; Mesitornithiformes; Mesitornithidae. The transcript has 3 exons. Gene Ontology annotation, cellular component: neuronal cell body; dendrite; plasma membrane.
AUGAGGGCCGUGCUCUGGGACCUGCUGUUGCUCUGCCUCUUUGCCCGGGCGCGGGGCGACUGCCGGGGCGACUGCCUGCGCUGCGACCGCCAGCUCUACCGCGACAGCUUCGAUGUCCUCGUCUGCAUCCUGGAGUGCGAAGGCGAGGCCGUGCCGCGGGCCACUUGGGAGCUGUGCGCUGCCGCCCCGCUGCGUGAACGGGAGCUGCUGGGGCGCCGAGAAGCCGAAGACGAAGGGGUGGAAGCGGCGCCGGACGCCUUCCUGCAGCCAUCGGAGGACAUUGCGCGACGACCAGGAGGUUUCCCUCUGGGGACGCGCGGCUGGAGGCCGGCGCCAACGGCCAAAGGGGUGCAGAAGCGAUACGGGGGCUUCAUCGGGGUGCGGAAGUCGGCGAGG